Molecule: messenger RNA, 1716 nt
Organism: Prorocentrum cordatum
Lineage: Eukaryota; Dinophyceae; Prorocentrales; Prorocentraceae
Source: the annotation of a GenBank genome assembly
AGGGAGAAGGGGUGGGGCCCCGGGGGCGGAGCUGCGGCGGCUUCUUGGGUCGGGCGGGGAAGCCGCCGCUGUCCGCACGGGCCCUCCUCCGAGAGAGAAGCUGGACGAGGUGGCCGGGUCCCUGGGGCUGGGGCCCGCGGCCCCCGGCUUCCACGUGGUGGUUCUGGCCCAGGCGUCGAAGGCGCAGGCGGAGAAGCAGCUGCCCCCGCGCGUCCCUGGCUUCGACGACAUGGCCGCGAUGGUGCUCGACCCCGCGUCGCUGCCGCCCCCGCCGGGGCCGCAGGAGGCCGCCACGACGCCCCGUGGUCUCCGCGCCGCGCUGCGCGGCCUCUGCGCGGCGCCGGCGGCGGCCCCGGAGGGCCCGGCGUCGGGCGGCGAGGGCGCGUCGGAGGCGCUGGAGGUGCCCGUCAACACGGCGGAGUUCGAGUUCGCCGAGGCGUUCGGCGAGGACUGGGAGCAGAGGUGGAUGCGGGGGCCGUGCACGCAGGACGAGAAGGGCAAGCCCAUAAGAGAAGGCCUGAUUCACAUGCAGACGGUGAGGUAUCCCGCGAACCCGAAGGACGCGAAGCCGUGCCUGGAGCUGGUGGGGGGCGUGAGCAACGUCCCCUGCACGGGCAUCUGGACGUCCUUCUCGCCCCUGGCACGGCCCACGGAGGUGGAGUUCGAGUUCACCAUGAACGGCAAGGUGGACGUGCCCAACGCGUGCGUGGUCUUCACCGAGCUCGCGCUGGAGGGCGCGCUGCAAGACAGCAGGAUCGGCGUGCAGUUCUUGGUCAAGGGCGGCAUGCAGCUCUCGGGCGGAAGCGGCAACCUCGUGCGCAUCAGCAACGACGGCAAGCUGCAGAGCGACAAGUGGAGCAAGGUUCUGCUGAAAAUUGACUGGGCCGAGAAGAUAGUCGUCGGCCAGGUGGACUCGCGUGGCAAAGGGUACGCCCCGGCCAUACAGACCGUGCCCUUCAGGGAUGCCUCGUGCAACGGCUUCGGGUUCGUCUACAUCUACAACACCGACAUGCAGGCCACCUGCUGGUUCCACUCCCUGCGGAUCAAGCAGGGCCAGCCCGUGGAGAUGGACACGGAGGCUCUGGAGGCACGGGCGCAGCUUGCUGCUCGCCUGAAGGAGCGGGAGUACCAGCGCGCCGUGGACGAGGACAUGGAGGUCGGCAUGAAGAUGGGCGCCAUCAAGAGCACCAAGGAGCACGGCAUGAACCUGGCUAUGGAGCAGGCCGCCAACGCCGGCGGGGGGGCGGCGCGCAUGGGCUGAGCGAGGGCGCCGCCUUUGGAGCGGCCCCUGCGCGGGGGGCGCGCCGGGCCUGUUGGAGCGCCGGCCAGCUUCCGGGGAGGAAGGCAGGGAGCAGGAGCAGGAGCUGCGGGCACUGUGUCCCGACCUACCCUGCCGGGACUGGGCUUCCGCAGCCGACCCCGAGGGUUCCGAAGCCCCCACCUGCGAGGACCCGCUGAGCCGCCAAGGCGGCCUUCGGGGCCCCACGGCGGCUGGGGAAGAGGCCCUUGCAAACUCGCGCGAGAGUCUCUCUCCGCCCGUGGCACUGCCUGCCUGGCGCCUCGCACAGUCCGCCGACGGGGAGCCACUGCCCGUACUCCUCCCGGCGGAGGUCGACGGCGGCCGGUUCAACUCGCCGCCGGCGUGAAUCGAGCAGUCGCGAAGAUGUCAAGCACGUCGUCGGGCGCGCUCCUGCAAAAUCGUCGAACGGGGAGCCG